Lacerta agilis (Sand lizard) is the source of this 1729-nucleotide messenger RNA. RefSeq lists its product as uncharacterized. Lineage: Eukaryota; Metazoa; Chordata; Lepidosauria; Squamata; Lacertidae. The record is from RefSeq and is a predicted model, not a curated record. The coding region runs from base 525 to 1397 and encodes 290 amino acids. The transcript has 9 exons.
AGUAGUGCCCCUCUCCACAGCAGCCUACCCUUUUGUCCCAUUCCAAGAUGUUUCAUAGGUGGAGAGGAACUUCCAGCUGUUGAGCGGCACAGGCAGGUCUUUCUGUUACCAGAGGUCUGCCUGAAAAGCUUGAAUUGUCAGAUCCUUAUUGUAAACAGCAUACAGUCUUUGUUGGGGCGGGGGAGGAUGGAACUCCUUUCCCCAUCUUUUAUGAAAAUAAUCUUAAGUGCUCUGAUGCCUUUACUCAAAGACUUCCUGAAGCCAGCCUUGGUGACUGUGCCUCACCCUGCCAUGUGUUCUGGGCCCCAUGUGGGGAGAGCAGCCCUCGGUUGCCCAGAGCAUCAUGGAAGCAAACCCCUCCUUUUCCCCACCACUCCACUCUACCUGCUGGUUGGUGCCAUCUCCGCCUGGGCGGGGAGGAGGGCUCCCCAAGGGGCACCUCUUCUGCCAGCACAGGAGGAAGACAUUGCUCAGACAGGCUUCUAGGGCGAGGGUCCUACAGGAUUAGAUCCCCUUGGCUUGAGAUGGCAAGUCCCAACAACCACCGGUUUCUCCCAGCCCAGGCAGGCAUCUUCCUCCUCUGGGUUGCUCUGCACUUCAGCACAUGGACCUCUUGUAUACUGGCAGAGCCUGGGCCCAUUUCAGGAGCAGUCCUCAUCCCCAGCAGCUCAGCGAACAGCACGAACAGCACAAGCAUGAUGAACCUCACAUGCCAGAGCUUCCAGUGUUCCGGGGAGCGAUGCUACCAUGACGAAGCUCAUGGGAACAACACAGAGACCUGCCACAACACAACACACUGUGAGCUCUUCCGCCUCAACACUACCAGCUACACAGCCCGGUGCAGCAGUGAGUGUGGGGGAAUCAACGGCACGGACAUGUGCAUGCAGAAUGGCACCAUCCGCAUGAACUUGUGUUCGAUGGAGUGCUGCAGCUCCCCAAACUGCCUGCUCCUCAACGCUACAGCCUAUGGUGACCUGCCGCCCACCACCACGCCGGCGCCCACCACUACCACCACCAAAGCACCCCCCAAAAAUGGGAAAGUCUGCUCAAGCUUCACCUGCCACGGAGAAGGAUGCUACAAGGGACAGAAGCAUGCAGCCGGCUGCAUCGUGGGCUUUGAUUUUUGCGAGAUGAAGAAAACCGGCCCCCACUUUGUGGCUGGAUGCAGCAAAGUCUGCAAAACGGCUGGCCCACCCUGCUCCGCUGGGUCCAAGGUGCCCUGCUACCAGGAGUGCUGCCCGGCGAUGCCCAAGACCAGCUGCCUGAAGCUGGAUGGCAAAGUGCACUUCAAUGGGGCCAAGCAGGUGGCAGUCCUCACCCCCCUGCUCCAGCUGCUGGCGUGUGCGGCCGCCCUUAGCCUGAACUAUGCUCUCCUGUUCUCGGCCGGGCACAACUGAAGCUGAGCUGGCCUGUUUGGGUCCUUAGGUGGUGGCAAAAAAGCAACUCUCCCUUCUCUGUGUGUCUCUCUCUCUCUAUGCCUUGGGGAGUCCACUUGGUUUGGGCCUUUCUCACGAGGCAUCCAGCAAAUGCCUCCCCCCCCCUUCCCUCCUUUUUCUUCCAGGGCCAAGUGAUUUAUGAACAUUUGGGCUGUGUGAGCUUGCGAUAAAGGGUGAUAUAUAAAUCGAAUAAAUAAUAACAAUAAUUUAGCUCAGACCUACAUAAUCAAGAACCACUUUCCCUCCCUCUGCCCUGUUCUGAAAGAUGGCAGGAGAUCUGAGCUGGAGUCAGC